Messenger RNA from Drosophila novamexicana, 678 nucleotides. RefSeq lists its product as uncharacterized. Bases 284 to 664 code for a protein of 126 amino acids. Lineage: Eukaryota; Metazoa; Arthropoda; Insecta; Diptera; Drosophilidae. The record is from RefSeq and is a predicted model, not a curated record. The transcript has a single exon.
ACAUGUAUUAUAUAUUAUGUAUUGUAAUAUUUAAAAAUAAAUGAAACAAUGUAAAAACAUAAACGGCCCGUAGAGGGUUAAGCUCUAAAUGCAGCGCACGCAACAGUAAAAUGGCCCUAGCUCGGCCUCAAGGCAAUAAGCUACUGCAGCCAACGGUAAAUGGCAAAAGUUGUGCACAAAAUACAUACACACAUACAUACAUACAUGAGGCCGAAGACAAAAAACACUCAACGAGCAGCGAUGGGGAGGUUAAGUUCUUAAAAGCUGCUGCAGGCAACGGUAAAUGCUCAAAUUUAAAGCCCAGCUUUGCGCGCAGCGUACAUUAUUCAAAAUGGCCGAUCAGCAGCAGCAGCAACAACAACGAGAACAUGAACCGGAGCCGAGUCCCGCAAGCGGGCAACGCCAGCGCCGACGCUCGCCGCCGCCCAUGCCGUCGGACGAUGUGAUGCGCAACUCGAUAGCGCGCUGCUUGACGCAGAUCGUUGUGAAUAUGCAAAAUGCGGACAUACAGCAAAGGUGUCGCGAGCUUUUGCAGGUUGAAGAUUUGACUCAGGGCGCGCACAUCAGAAUUCUGGCUGCGCUGGAGCAGAUCGAUGAGCAGCGCGAACAGCGGGAACGAGCGGCCAGCGAGCGCAGGCAGCGGCGUGCAAAUAAAUCAAUUUGAUAUACAAUAUGCAU